ACUGAUAAAUGUAAUUUUAAUAUCGAUUAAUUUGACAGAUAUGGCUGAUGUUAUUGCUCAAUCUCACGGGGGUGAUGGUGGAGGAUGCGAUCCUCCACGUGGACCGGCAGAUAUCCCAGCUGAUUGUGAACGAGGUAAUAUUUUACACAUUGAUAUACUCCUUAAAAUUUAACAAUUAAUCCAUAUUAAUUUUAAAAUAUUGAAUUUGCAUACAAUAGCGCCUCCAAGUAAACGUGGACGCCAUAAGGGAUUGAACACGCGGGAAAAGAGGGAACAGUUGGGGCGUCCUCUCCCUCUCGAGUGGGAUGUGCGGGGGAGAACAUAUAAAGAGAUCGGAGAGUACAGCUCAAAUUUCUCAAGAGAGCUCGGAUUACUUGUUCGACAGUACACAGAUCCGGACUGUCCUCAAUGGUCAAAAGUACCAAAUGCCUCGAAAGAAAGAAUACUUGCACAUUUGGAAGUAAGUAGUUUAUGUAUUUUUAUGUUAAUUCUCAUUUUAUGUUAUAUAUGAUAUUUACUAAUAAAUGUUUGUAAAUUAGGAUGAUUUGUUUGAUAUUGGGCGUACUAGAUAUGGAGAAGGGCAUAUGCCUGGGAUCUUGAGAGGCAUUGAUACUUCGUGUGCUAAAAAGUAUUCUGACUGGAAGUACGAUAUUAAAGGGCACUUAACGAUUAAUGGGCCACAAAAUCGUUAUGGUGGUUGCACGGAUACGCAGUGGCAAAAAGCAAUUGAUUUUUUCCGUCGCCCAGAAAUUACGAAACGUUCUGUGGUCAACAAGGAAAAUAGAAAGAAACUGAAAGAGCUUAGCUAUGGAGGUUCUCAGUCAAUCCCAGCCUUACGCUAUAAAAAGGAGGAAUUGCGUGCAUACCGCGACACACAGCAGACACAGGCAACUGAUACUGAGAUACAAGAAGAGAGUUAG
Messenger RNA from Humulus lupulus (European hop), 920 nucleotides. RefSeq lists its product as uncharacterized. The transcript has 4 exons. Lineage: Eukaryota; Viridiplantae; Streptophyta; Magnoliopsida; Rosales; Cannabaceae. The record is from RefSeq and is a predicted model, not a curated record. The coding region runs from base 585 to 920 and encodes 111 amino acids.